GAAACGGCGAGCUAUUCUGAAAUUGGCAGUAUCUAGCGGCUGCAUCUGAAACACUCGUAUUUUAUCCCAUUUUGCAUAACGAGGUGUUUUUUUUUGUUGAAGUUAAUAUACAUAAUUUGCGUUUGUAGUGUAGUUUAUUCACCCGAGUUAAAACGCAUCAUUAUAUGCAAGGUCACACACGGUGUUGGAUGGAAAAUAUAAUGGUGAAAAGUUGUUGAACACCUUUACAAUAAUUUUACAGUCAUGGCGGACACUGCUUCAGGUCAAAUUCUCCGAGACAAAGUUGCUAUAGUAACUGGGGCGUCGAGCGGACUAGGAAGAGCUGUUGCCGUGGCACUGGCUGGGAAAGGAGCUAAGGUUGCCAUGGCAGCAAGAAGGAUGGAUAGGUUACAGGAAGUGGAGUCUGUGAUCGCAAAUAGCGGGGGUGUUUCAAUAUCUGUGAAAACUGAUGUCACCCAGAGAGCCGAGGUGAAAGAGCUGGUACGUCACACAGAAAAGACAUUAGGACCUGUAGAUAUAUUGGUGAACAAUGCAGGGACCAUGUACUAUACCUUGAUGAAAAAUGUGCAUGAAGAUGAGUGGGAGAAAACAGUUGAUGUGAAUAUCAAGGGUUUUAAUAACAGUAUUGGGGCAGUGUUGGAUGGAAUGGUGAAGAGGGGAAAAGGUCAUAUUGUCAACAUGUCCUCAGAUGCAGGCAGAAGGGGUUACCUAGGUCUGGCAGUAUACUCGGGGACAAAGUUUUAUGUGGAGGGUCUGUCACAGGCUAUGAGAAAUGAGCUGAUUGGGACAGGGAUCCGAGUCACAUGCAUACAACCUGGGGAUGUAACAACUGAACUAUUUCAGCAUACCACGGACACUGAAGCAAAGGAAAAAUAUGAUGUUCAUGAAAAAACUAAGAUUUUGGAACCAGAGGACGUUGCCAAUGCUGUGGUAUAUGCUGUAUCUCAACCAGGACAUGUUGGAGUCAAUGAAAUACUUAUUGAACCUAGAGAAGCUCCACUGUGAUAACACAUUCACAUCUCAUCCGGCUGAUACUAUACUUUACUUUAGCAGGGCAUUUAAAUAUUGCCUCAGUCUGUCAUACAUUUUAUGUAUAUGUUAAUACAUAGGAGAGCGGUGCCUUUGACUGAUAAUGGCCCUGGCAAGGUGAUAAUAGCCGAGGGCUACUAUUUUCUUCCAGUGGCAAAGGCACCGCUCUCCCAUGUAUUUAACUGUUUAUUACUAUAAUGUAGUAAGAACAGUUUAGUGUGCCAUAUUCAUAGAAACUAGAUACCUAGUAUCUCCUGACAUAUUUUUCAGCUUUUGAGCAUUUAUUUUAUUUCUACUCUAUACUAUAUAGAAUCAAAUGCCUUUAUAGAUGUACUUUGUUGCUUAGAGUAUAUUUGGGAUUGAAAAUUAAUUAUUUCACGAAAAAUACACGACCCCGUGCUAACGUCAGGGCCAUUGUGGAUAAUGGCCACGGGGCCAGUUUUGAUGAUGUGGUUAUGGCUGAAGCGAUGCGAUAACAGGAGAAUUAUCAGCACACAGUUGUUACUAUCUAUAGGUAUUCCUGUAAUCAUUUGCAGUUUUAAUUGAUACCUAGUAUAUGAAGGCUUCAAAAAAUGAAAUAUAUUAA
This is a messenger RNA of Mercenaria mercenaria, 1615 nucleotides long. RefSeq lists its product as uncharacterized. Gene Ontology annotation, biological process: fatty acid elongation. NCBI's taxonomy places the organism in Eukaryota, Metazoa, Mollusca, Bivalvia, Venerida, Veneridae. The record is from RefSeq and is a predicted model, not a curated record. Gene Ontology annotation, molecular function: oxidoreductase activity. Bases 244 to 1005 code for a protein of 253 amino acids. The transcript is spliced from 6 exons. Gene Ontology annotation, cellular component: endoplasmic reticulum.